Phanerochaete carnosa HHB-10118-sp is the source of this 1828-nucleotide messenger RNA. RefSeq lists its product as uncharacterized. The transcript is spliced from 11 exons. Gene Ontology annotation, molecular function: GTP binding. Lineage: Eukaryota; Fungi; Basidiomycota; Agaricomycetes; Polyporales; Phanerochaetaceae. The record is from RefSeq and is a predicted model, not a curated record. The coding region runs from base 138 to 1442 and encodes 434 amino acids.
UAUACAUAAUUUAGGCGAUAGCAUAUAAUGAAUAUUCGCCUGGGAACAGGUUUUGUGUGGUUGACGCUCGGCUUUGUUCACACUUAUCUUCCACUCUUGCGGUCCAUUCUAAUUCUAAUUCUUGUGGUCGAGUCGUGAUGUCAAAGAUUAAGCGAUUCCGCCUGCUUAUCAUCGGCAAGACAGGGUGUGGAAAGACGACGAUCCUCACUAAAGUAUGCGGCGAAGACGUGGCCGAUCGACCCAGCGAGGCGCGCGGUGUGCAUGAUAUAGAGCGAGAGCUCGUGUUUCGUGAUAACAAUAAGCUGAUUGUGCAUGACUCCGAAGGGUUCGAGGCCGGAAAAAAACAUGAAGUCAAUAUAGUAUCCGACUUCAUCGAGCGUAGAUCAGCGAUGGAGGACAUCAACCAGCGAUUGCAUAUGAUAUGGUAUUGCAUGGAAACCAAGUCGCGACCAAUACAGCACGCGGAACGCGAAUUCUUCUCAAAUCAGAAGCAAGUCCCUGUCAUCGCCGUAUUCACGAAGUUUGAGAUAUUUGUCCAGGACGUUCUCCAGGAGCUGGAAGAAGCGACAGACGAGGAGGAGCAAGAUGACGAACUGGAGAUACAAGCAGCGAAGACCGCUGAAUCUCGCUUCAACGGAAAUCAUCGUGCACAGCUUGAAGCUUUGCCAUUUCCUCCGAAGGCAAUUGUUACCCUCUCGCGCACUCAUGUGUCGAGGCCAGAGGAUUCUCGUCUGAGCGAGCUUCUUCUCCAAACAACAACAGCAUUAAGCUCUCCCAACGACGACCCGGCAAUAUCGCCCGAGAGGCGUAAAGAGCAACGCGAGCUCAGAGACCUCUUUGUGACCGCCCAGGUGGCGGACAUUCAAUUGAAGGUUGAGUUCGCAAUAGCAGCAUGUAUGGAUAGGGGUUACGGCGCGCUAUGGAGACGCCCCAUUGACAGGAAGGAGAUGAUAGAUUUUUGGAAUAUCGGUUGUUCAAGUUGCAAUCCUAGGGCGUUCGCCUUGCUCGAUAGUCAACUGCAUCAGCAUGUCGAUUUUAGCCCGCGUAUCGUCGGGCAUCCUAAAUCGCAGGACUUGGAACACAUCCUGCAAUGGAAUGAACAACUUCGGAUGUGUGCUCAGCUCGAGCAACUGGUUAUAGAUAGCGUAAUCAUCAUGAAGCACAUAUUCUUACUGCGCACAAAGGACAGUGACGUGGUAAAACGACUUAUCGAGUGGUACGACUCGCAAAGUACCACAGCGAAGCGGGUUCGCGAGGUGCUCGUGGACGAACACAGCCGAAACCCACAUGCUCAAACCGGGCUAAACCCUCAAAAGCUUAUCGCACUUGUCAACACCUUGGAUCUAGAGGUGCCACACAUUGUUUUGGCCACCGCGGAUGCCGAGCCUUCACAAAUGGUUUCGUCCAGGCUAGGACUCUGGCAUGACUGCAGCAGGUGUUGAGCUUCCACAGACAGUUAUGUCCGCACCUGACGUCGAUCUGGUUGCGGCAGAUGUCAAGCCUCGGAGGACACUUCUGUCCAGCUUCCCCAAGAGGGAUUGGAAUAAGCGCAAAUAACACCAUGUGAAUCACCCUUCCAUCUCGAAUUUUGAUGUUGAGCGCAUGCCAGUGUAGCGUCGGCCUACAUACAUGUAAUUAUGACCCUGCAGAACUCUCCACGUUCUCAGCUUGCCCCUCGAGAGAACCAGCUGUGCACCGAAGAGAUUGCGCUUCUGUGAGGGUAGCGAGUCCGCUGAGUCCGAGUGACCACUGCGUAGCUGUGCAAUGCACAAAAUGGUUCGGUGACUCGGAGGCCGCCCAUGCUGAAAAAUCUAGCGAAUCGCUGAUU